This is a messenger RNA of Varroa destructor (honeybee mite), 99 nucleotides long. The record is from the annotation of a RefSeq genome assembly. NCBI's taxonomy places the organism in Eukaryota, Metazoa, Arthropoda, Arachnida, Mesostigmata, Varroidae.
AUACCUCAAAUGUAUCCUUCAUAUUGAGUAUUAAUUCAUAUAGUAUUUAUAUUGAAUUAUUAUAUAAUAAUAAUUUAUUAUUAUUUUAUAUUUAAGUAA